UGUUUCUCUGGCGUUUGGGGGCCUCCUCCUUUUUUUUUUAAAUUAUUCCGGGAAGUUCGGGAAGGGAAUCAAGCGGGUUGCCCUUGAGGAGAGGCGGAAACCACGGGCUGCGGGGCCCGGAUUCCGGCCUGGAGCCUUUGGGAGGCCCGUCACAGCCCUCCCUCCUUCCCUCCUUCCCUCCCCCGGUCAGGGGCGGAGGCGGCAGGGAGAAGGUUCCCGGGCAAAGCGCCGCCCCGUCCCGCCUGAUUUCGAGUUAAGAACUCUCCUGAUUACGUGAUCCAGUUGUACUACUUGGAAAAUGCCUGGCUUCUUGAUAUAUAAAGCCUGUUGGUCUGCAUAACCCAGCGCUGCUAACUUCAACCUGCUGUUUUUUCCCCCACGCCUCUGCUAUUCUGGAGAAAACGCCUGAUCUGUGCAGAAUAGAUCGGACCACAUCCAGGUCACCUGUGAGCACCUGUCCUUAAAGGAGCGUGCUCAGCCAUGGAGAUGGAAGACGAGACGGAGAAGAUCAACAUUGGGACCGAAAGCCUCCCGAACAGCGAGACAGCCGACGAAAGAGCUCCAUUCCACAGCUGGCCACACAAAUGUACCUCCUAUGUCCUGGCUCUGCGUCCCUGGAGCUUCAGUGCUUCUCUCACCCCGGUGGCCCUGGGGAGUGCCCUGGCUUACCGCUCCCAGGGCACCCUCAACCUGGGGCUUCUGGUUGGCAGCGCCGUCACCGUCCUGGCAGUCCAUGGAGCCGGCAACCUCGUGAACACCUACUAUGAUUUUUCCAAGGGCAUCGACCACAAGAAGAGCGAUGACCGGACUCUGGUGGAUCAGAUCUUGGAGCCUCAGGAUGUGGUCCGAUUUGGGGUCUUCCUAUACACUUUGGGUUGCAUUUCAGCAGCAUGCCUCUAUUGUUUCUCCACCCUCAAAUUGGAACACCUGGCCUUGAUUUACUUCGGAGGGCUCUCCAGCUCUUUUCUCUAUACUGGAGGCAUCGGAUUUAAGUACGUUGCGCUGGGUGACGUGGUCAUCCUAAUCACCUUUGGGCCCCUGGCUGUGAUGUUCGCCUACGCCCUCCAGGUGGGCUACCUGUCCAUCUCGCCCUUGCUCUACGCCGUGCCCUUGGCCCUCAGCACGGAGGCCAUCCUGCACAGCAACAACACCCGGGACAUGGAGUCCGACCGGCAGGCGGGCAUUGUCACGCUGGCCAUCCUCAUCGGCCCCACGCUCUCUUACGUCCUCUACAACAGCUUGCUCUUCCUGCCCUACCUCAUCUUCUGCGUCCUGGCUACCCGCUACACCGUCAGUAUGGCUCUGCCUCUCCUCACCCUGCCCAUGGCGUUUUCCCUGGAACGGCAGUUCCGGAGCCAAAGUUUCCUCAAAAUCCCGCAAAGGACAGCCAAGCUCAACCUUCUGUUGGGACUUUUUUACGUCUUCGGCAUC
This is a messenger RNA of Notechis scutatus (mainland tiger snake), 1431 nucleotides long. RefSeq names its product UbiA prenyltransferase domain containing 1 (gene UBIAD1). Gene Ontology annotation, cellular component: Golgi membrane; endoplasmic reticulum. Gene Ontology annotation, molecular function: prenyltransferase activity. The record is from RefSeq and is a predicted model, not a curated record. Gene Ontology annotation, biological process: menaquinone biosynthetic process; vitamin K biosynthetic process. Lineage: Eukaryota; Metazoa; Chordata; Lepidosauria; Squamata; Elapidae.